AAUCCUAAAUUCACUUUUUCCCUCCUGAAUUUCGGAGUUUCCAUGGCGAAGCAGAAGCAAGUCGCUCCUGAAGACUCUGACGACGAAUCGCAGGUUCCCAGGCCUCAGCCCGAACAAGAAGAUAGCAGCGAGGAAGAAGAAGCAGCAACUUCAUCUGACGAGGACGAAGACACAGACGAAGGCGAAGAUGAACGUGAGAAACACGUGCUGGUUCCCAGGAAGCCUCAACCGCAAAAGGUGUUUACUAUUGGGCCGAUAAAUAAAAAUUGAUGCAGGCCCAAAUCAAAAUAUAUAUUCAGCUUUUGUUGGAAAUAAACAUCUAUUAUUGAACGUGUAAAUAGUGUAUUAUGAUGUUUACCUUCACUUUAGGAGGGAAAAUGAAAAACAUAAGCCAGAUUUAUAAAUGGUUUCUCUGGUUAUUUGGUUUUGCAUUGGUCAAUGCAUUGGUCUUGUUCUAUACAGAAAAUAUUAUAGAUUUAUCCUUUUUCUAGUUCCAAUUCUCAAUGUUCAGGAUUAGCAUCCUAUGAUUAAUGAAUUCUGACUUAUUAUUUUCAUCUCUGUUCUUAUGGGAUACACUGAUCUUCAUUCUCUUGGCUUAGUGUUUUGUGCUGUGAUUUGACCUUUAUGAAUUAUGGGUGUGGGAUAGCCGGAUAGGGAUACAAGUAUACAAUAACUAGUUUACUAAUUGUAUCUAUAUUUAAACAACUCCUAAAAUCUAAAUUUCUUGAAUCUCUGUUAAUAGUUUCACAUAUGGUUUAACAAUGACUAAUAAGGUUUAUAUGAUGGAAACACAGUAUUCCUUAAAUUUUCUUUCAGUCAUGUCUCUAUUAAAGUAGCAUAAAUUUCUGCACACCGAGAAAAGCUUUUCUGCACAGUAUCUAUAUUUAAACAACUCCUAAAAUCUAAAUUUCUGCACACCGAGAAAAGCUUUUCAUUGUGUGUGGAAGAUGUGGCCUUUUUCUGUUUUCUUGCAUUUUGUUCCGAGUCUUUGAAUACUUUAAUAACAUCAUGAGGGACACGGUUGCUUUGGAUCAUAUAAAUUUUUUCCUGUGUAACUGCUACUAAUAUGGAUAAUGGCUGUGAUCCCUGAUCACUAGGCUUGAGAAUUCAGCAUCAAACCUUGCAGGAUCCGUACAACAAGGUGGGCCUCCAGGUUCUAAUGCAACUUCCCUAUUAGAGACUGGAAAAGCUUUUACUGCAAAGGGAAUGCAAAUGCUUGAAUAUGUUGGUAAGGAGACAAUGGAACUGGAAUUGAUGUUGAGAAGCCUAAUACAGAAGGUGGAGAACAAAAAGAUGAGGAUCAAUUAUUAGAGGAAGUGACAUUUGAUCGAUGCUUUUACAUUUAUGGAGGUCCGGAGCAGUUGGAGGAACUGGAAGCUCUGUCUAGUCAUUAUGCCCUGUUGUUUAACCGAAGAAAAGCAAAGUUAUCAGCAGAGCAAAAGUCUGUAUAUGAUGGGAAACUGAAAGAGGUCCAACAAAUUUUUAAUUUGAGUACUGAAAUGGAUGGAAGCAGUGCUGAUUUAAACAAAGGAAAGACAGUAAAGAGAGAAAAUGAAGGAAGCGGUGAUGAGAAGAAGAAUUUACAUGAUUCAAGUGUCAACAAGGCUGCUGAAAUGGCUGCAGGUUUUACGAAUGUGUUGGCUGGGCUAGCUGUUAAUGAUAUAAUUCAGAGAACUACUGGAAGAUUAGAAUCUCUUCAUUCUGAGGGAGUUCAUAGACUAUCUGAAAUGUGCUGUUUUUCAGUUUCUCAACUUCUAAUGCUUGGCAAAUCCAUCAUUUCUUGUGCCAACAAAAUCGAGGAUGGAGAAGUUGAUGAAAAUAAGGUGAACAUUGAGUGGCCUGAAGAUGUUUCUGCCAAAGCCAAGAUCAUAAGGUUAAAUGCCCAGACAAUGAUAGGAUACGUGGAAGCAGUUUCGAACAGUUUUAUUACAGGCAUAUCUGAUGUAACCGAGGCCUAUCAAGCUGCCAUUAAAGUUGUUACUACUCCCGCCGAGUCUCGUACGGAUUCUCCCCAAAAAUCAGUCCCGGAAAAAGCCACCACUUUCUCUGAACACCUUCGAGCUGAUCAAGCCACAGCAAUAAGCAAAAUCCAGGACGGGUUGCAGUUUCUUGCACACGUAGUCAUCUCAACCUCCAUGAAUGCUGCUUGAGAACCCCCAUGUUUUUAUUUGUAAAUAUUCACGGUUUAAUUUGAUA
Messenger RNA from Arachis stenosperma, 2196 nucleotides. RefSeq lists its product as uncharacterized. The coding region runs from base 1500 to 2150 and encodes 216 amino acids. The transcript has 7 exons. NCBI's taxonomy places the organism in Eukaryota, Viridiplantae, Streptophyta, Magnoliopsida, Fabales, Fabaceae. The record is from RefSeq and is a predicted model, not a curated record.